GACGAUGCUCCCAGAGCCACGGUUCACACGUGACUCAUCCCACCGUUCUCCCACGCAAUCUCUUCUCCUCGCGGGUCUAGUUACCUACCUCUUCACCAUUUGCUAUGGCAUUCUUCCGCAACGCUGCUGCGACAGCGGUCAUCGCUCUCGUCACGGCAACUUCCUCGUCCAAGCGUGGGCUCUGCGUCAUACCACCUAGAGACAACCCUCACCACGCCGAAGACAACGCUAUCUGGACCACAACUUCUGGCUCUCGCUCCCGCCUGAAAUGGUAUUACAACUACAAAUCCACACCCACUGAGGGAUAUCAGGAUAUGGCCGGCUUCGAGUUCGUGCCUAUGUUUUGGGGCGCCCCUGAAGGCGGCUUUACUGGCGAUACACCCUUCCUUGACAGCGUCCGACACCAAGUCAAGUCCGGCUCGAAUAUCACCCAUGUCCUCGGCUUCAACGAGCCUGACGGUCCCUUCCAGUACGGCGCUUCGAACAUUCCCGCACAGGUAGCGGCCAAGGAGUGGAAGAGACAAAUGGAGCCGCUGAAGGAGCAAGGAAUCAAGCUGGGUGCUCCCGCUGUCACCGGAACCCUAGAUGGCGCCAUGUGGCUCCAGGACUUUUUCUUCUACUGCAACGGCACCUGCAACCCCGACUUCCUUCCGCUUCACUUCUACGGCAGUUUCGAGGCUAUGGCCAGCAAGAUAGGUGAAAUGACUGUUGCAUACCCUAAGCUACCGAUUUGGGUAACGGAAUGGGGCUACAGCCACCAGGAUCUUCCCACUACACAGCACGCCUUCAACGAGUCGAUCCGCAUGUUUGAUGACUGGAGCAAUAUCACCCGAUACUCAUAUUUCGGUGCGUUUCGAUCGGACACCUCAAACGUUGGCCCGAAUUCAGCCAUGCUGACCGAGAAGGGCGAAUUGACAGACAUCGGGUCGUGCUACCUGGGUGGAUCGAGGACCAACAAAAUACCUCAUAGCAGUUGGGCCGAACACUUGAGAGUGAAGGAGAAAACGAUACGAUUGGGCGCCCUUUUUGCUCUUGUAGGAGUACUUGGAGACUGGUGAUUACUCUUGCCCACGUGAGCAGGCUGGCUGGCACACCACUUAUUUUCCUUCUAGUACUCUGGGCAUUUAGGGAUGCUUUGGGGAAUCUUUGGCCCCUCUGUUUGAGGUUUGGGGGAGCCGACAUAAGCACGCAGAAGAACGACCAGAUGACUAAAACAAUGCUAUUUCAUCCCCCUCGCUAACGAACUUAUAUGCAUCCAGGCCCCCGGCCGCGCAGUCCGUGAAUUACAAAAUAUGCUGUCAGAGUCUAUGUAACAAACCAGG
This is a messenger RNA of Paraphaeosphaeria sporulosa, 1322 nucleotides long. RefSeq lists its product as uncharacterized. Gene Ontology annotation, biological process: fungal-type cell wall polysaccharide metabolic process. The coding region runs from base 105 to 1058 and encodes 317 amino acids. NCBI's taxonomy places the organism in Eukaryota, Fungi, Ascomycota, Dothideomycetes, Pleosporales, Didymosphaeriaceae. Gene Ontology annotation, cellular component: fungal-type cell wall. The transcript has 3 exons. The record is from RefSeq and is a predicted model, not a curated record.